AUGGAUGAAGACUGGAAUGAAACAUUGAAUAUACCCUUUAUAACUCUUGGUGGGUAUGUGGAAAUGGAAAAGUACAGAUAUCUGUAUUUUAUGAUUAUUUUCACAGUUUAUAUUCUGAUAAUCUGCUUUAAUUCAACUAUUGUAUGCCUGAUUGUGAAACAUCAAAACCUUCAUGAGCCUAUGUAUGUUUUCAUUGCAGCUCUGCUAAUUAACUCUGUAUUUUACAGCACCAUUACGUACCCAAAGCUUCUGGUUGAUAUUUUAUCUGAGAAACAGGUCAUAUCUCAUUCAAUGUGUCACUUUCAAUAUUUCAUGUUUUACUCUUCCUGUGGGUCAGAGGUCUUACUGUUGGCAGCCAUGGCUUAUGACAGAUAUGUCUCUAUAUGUAAACCUCUGCAACAUCCAAUCAUUAUGAACAAAACCACUAUUACUAUUUUCUUAGUUUUGGCCUGGCUUCUGCCUUCCUUGCAGUUAGCAGCACAAGCUGCAUUGAGUUCAUACAGAAAAAUCUGUGGCUUCACUUUGAUAGGAAUCUUUUGCAACAACUCUGUUUUCAAGCUUCACUGUGUGAGCUCAAGAGUGAUUACUGUCUAUGGUGUAAUAAUGUUUCUUAACCUUGGCAUUUUCCCUAUGCUCUACAUUAUUUUCACAUACACAAAGAUAUGUGUUGUAUCCUAUAGAAGUUGUAGGGAAGUCAGGAGAAAAGCUGCACAGACCUGUCUACCACACCUGCUGGUUUUAAUCGGUUUCCUUUUGCUGAUUGCGUACGACGUCAUUGCAGUUCGACUGGAAUCAUACAUUCCAAAAGCUGCACGUUUGAUAAUGACCUUACAACUGAUUUUAUAUAAUCCUCUCUUCAAUCCAAUCAUAUAUGGACUAAAAAUGAAAGAAAUUCAUAAACACCUCAAGAGGUUGUUCUGGUUGCGGAGGCAACAGUCCAAGCAGAUCAACCCAAACAUCCCUCUCCCAAGCAACCCUUUCCAGCUCCUCCUGGAGGAUUCCGAGGUGAUCCCAGACCAGAGACUUGGAGAGCCUUGGAGGGGAAAAGAGCUGGUCCAAUGUCCCAUGCCAGGACCAAAACCACAUUACUCCGCCUGUAUCCAAGAUACUGCAACCUCGGAGAAGGACAUGUCAGCUGGAUCUAAGAGCUCCUCACAGUGUUCCUUCCAACGCCGAACGAAGUCCCCAGUCUGGGACAGCAAUUCUCCACCCCUGCGGAAAACAGCCUGGGUACGGCCCUGCUUUCCCUUCCUUAGCCACCUGACGGUUUGCCAAAACCUCCUUGAGGCCAACCUAAAGAUGUUCUACAUGGCCUCCCCGAACUCCUCCCAUGCCUGGGUUUGUGCUUCGCCAACCAGCGAUGCUGCAAUCCACCGAGCCACCCAGUACCUGUCAGCCGCCUCUAGAGACCCCUGGGCUAGCCAAGCCUGA
This is a messenger RNA of Notolabrus celidotus (New Zealand spotty), 1431 nucleotides long. Its product is annotated as olfactory receptor 11A1-like. Bases 1 to 1431 code for a protein of 476 amino acids. Gene Ontology annotation, biological process: G protein-coupled receptor signaling pathway. Gene Ontology annotation, cellular component: membrane. Gene Ontology annotation, molecular function: G protein-coupled receptor activity; olfactory receptor activity. Lineage: Eukaryota; Metazoa; Chordata; Actinopteri; Labriformes; Labridae. The record is from RefSeq and is a predicted model, not a curated record. The transcript has 4 exons.